Molecule: messenger RNA, 525 nt
Organism: Ilyonectria robusta
Lineage: Eukaryota; Fungi; Ascomycota; Sordariomycetes; Hypocreales; Nectriaceae
Exons: 1
Source: RefSeq, a predicted model, not a curated record
AUUUCAUUUGACAUCGAUAGCAUCUUGGGUUUCGUGACUUCUCCUGCAGCGGCGGCUCGCGGUAUCCGGUUUUAUUCUGCUCCUCAGUAUCGUCAGAAUAUUUACACAGAUGUUCACCUGACAUUGGAUCGCGUGGAUCCAGAUCCGGAGCGGCCCCGAUUGAUCCCCUCACCACUGAAAGGCGUGCCGCAUUUCAUCUUCGCGAAGGUCGAAGGAGCCGAUUUCAUCACACUUCACCUGUUCUUUCCACAUUUGCCAUGCUACCGCGACUUCCAUCGGUUAACUGACGAGCAGCUCUCGCGGUGGUUUGAUACUAUCUUCUAUCCCGCUGUCCGUCAAGUCUAUGGUGUUGAUCGACUCCAGCACCUACCGGCAAGUUAUCGUCACGCAUUUGCCACCUGCCGUGCUCCUCAGGUAGAGGAUCGUCUGCUCGAGACCCCUAGUUAUCGGACCCAACUCCGGAUGUCCUAUUUCCUACCACCGCAAGGCUUACAGCAACUGUGGGACCGUGUUCUUGCGGCAGUA